AUUUUUGCCUCGUUGGAAGGUAGUUUCAAGAGGAAGUGGUGCCGCGACAGUAGACUACUGUUAACAGCAGCGAAGAAACGCUGAGUGGAGAAAGCCAAAGACACCCGGACGCUCUCACUCGAAUGGUAUUUUGUGACCUGUCAUCGAACGAUGUCAGUCACUGAGGACCUUCCCGACAUGGAUGGAACAGACCUGUUGGGGCUGCUGUUCCACAAUGAAGUGGAUGGAUCCACUGAGCCCCUGUUUGCUGAUGGGAAUGGACUCAUUGAAUCCUGGCUGUCGGAGCAAGAUAUGCUGACGGGAAUGGAUACUGAAGACUUUCUGUCCAGCUUGUUGGAGGGAGGGUACAACAUGGAGGCCAUGGGCCCCUCUCACUCCCCCCUGGGCAGCGACAGCGGCAUCUCCGACGACAGCAGCACCGGGGUUGGAAACAACACCGGUCUGGGAUGCCCGAGUCCCCAGGGCAGUGGCAGUGACAGCGACGUGGUGCCCAGUCCCCGCUACUCGCAGCCCAGCCCGGUGCACUCGGACCAGGCCCCGGCCCCUGGAGAGAUGCAGACGGAGAGCCCAGAGUCUCUGACAGUCCAGGCGGAUCACAGCUACUCGCUGCUGCAGAGCGGAGGCCGCGACAUGGAUGUCCUGCAGAGUGUGAGGGCAGAGAAGCCAGAUACAGAUGUCUUCAUUGAUCUGGACGACUUGGUGAGUGAAGCAAUAGAGGAGGACUUCACAGACGAGCUGCCUUGCACUUUGGACAUGGAGGACUCAACGCAGGAUUUGACUCCAGCAGAUCAGUUCCAGUUUCAUGAGAUUGUGCUCACUGAGGAAGAGAAGCGGCUUUUGGGGAAGGAGGGAGCGACAAUUCCCACACACAUGCCACUCACAAAGGCUGAGGAGAGGACCUUGAAGAGGGUCAGGAGGAAGAUACGCAACAAGCAGUCUGCUCAGGAGAGCCGCAAGAAGAAGAAGGUGUAUGUCGACGGACUGGAAAACAGGGUCGCCAUCUGUACCGCACACAACCUGGAACUACAGAAGAAAGUGCAAAUGCUCCACAAACAGAACAUCUCUUUGAUAGAGCAACUGAAAAAAUUGCAGGCAAUCGUGAAGAUGUCGACAAUGAAGGCCAGCACGACCAGCACUUGUGUCAUGGUGUUCCUGCUCUCUUUCUGUCUCAUCAUCUUCCCGUCGGUCAAUCCAUUUGGGGCCAACAAAGAUCAGAAGGAGCUCUACACACCCUCUUCCAUCAUCGUUUCCCGGACUUUGCGCUCGGUGCCACAAGAGAGCCUGGAUGCCAUAACCUACGUCGAGGACGAGGGAGUCCUCUUAGUGCCCCAAGCCGAGCUGGAGAACCUCAAAGCCUUAUCCAUCGGCGGCCAGAAGAAUCACACGCCCGGCUUCGAGGCGGUGGAGCAGCCCGACCCCGAAACGGGAGUCAGCAGCAACUCCUCUGCGGACUUCCUCCCCGGUGCCGCUCAGGCCGCGGAGAUGAAGCCGGCGCCGGCUGGCGGAGCGGGGCCCUUGCAGGAAGGAUCCUUGGAUGCCGCUGUGGCGUACGAAGUCCCGGGAUCCAAGGACAACUGGAUAGAGCGGAACCCUCCGUCCGUCAUACUGCAGCAGCGCCGCUCAGACGAAAUGUAGUGGGAGAUGACGAUCGAUGUAACCAGCAGAGGGAGCUAUACGUUCCUACUGCUUUGCCAGAGGGAAGCUUUAACUUGCAAAAGGAUGAAGGGAACAUACCAGUAAUUAUUAGGCUCUUUAAUCAAUCUUCUGUCCCUCUAAUAACCUUCAGAUGUACUACUGUUUACUUUAUUUGCACUUUUUGUCCGGUAGGCAAAAAGGAACUGGAGAGAUUUCUGUAUUUCAGGCGUUUAAACUACCUAAAGAAUUGGACACUGCCGCCAUAAACGACACAUGUUUACAGCUGUAGGCCACAUACAACUUAAGUAGCACUGAGGGCUCAUAUUUCUUUUUAAUGCACAAUGCGGCGCUGAUGGCAGAAGAUCCUUUUUAUUGCUAAAUUUUAGGGGGUCGGUUCUAUGUUUGGUCCAUGUCUCUCAUCAACGCCGGCAAAUCAAGAUAGUACCAUCUGAUGCCCAUGAAGGACUCCCGGUACAUUGUUGUGAAAAUAAGUAGUCCAACAGUUUGCACUGCAGACUAGCCAGAAACAUCCAUUGCGUAGUAGAAAAUAGGCUGCUUGAUUCUCGUGAAGCUUGAAUAAAGUGGUUGCUUGACCACCGUAAUGCUUAAGCCAUUGCAGGACAUUUGGCCAUUUAGAAGACUUUUAAAGUUUUGUUAGUAUUUCCCUUGUAACAAGGGUAUCCAUGCUCCUUUUUGAAAACAAAUGGAAAGCUUUGUUUUUAUGUUGUACAGUAAAGCAAGAAAUAUGUCAGAAUUUAAAAUAAUAAACUAGUCACUGAAUUUGCCAUCGUUUGCCCACCGUAGUCUACCCCUACAAUCCGUUUCCCACUUCAUAGGAAGCUCUCAUCUUCCAGAACGUGCCUGGAAUACCGAAGCACCCGUGUGCACCGACCAGGGGGUUUGAAUCUGUGUAUAAUAUAUGAACCGUGUUGCAGUAAAAUGUACUCAAAUGUAAUGACCUGUUUUGUCAGUGAGGCAUUUCUUUCUUUUGUUGUUUCUUAUGUUCCCAUCAGUGGUAUGUGGAAUCUAAAUGGUAUUGGAACUGCUGUUUGUUAUACUCGACAGUCGGUGAGAUUUUAAAUGUUGAUCAUGUUAAACAAAUGCACUUGUCAUUUGACACAGUCCAGGAAUCAAAUGUUAAUACUGUUAAAUGAUUGUGGUGUUCUGUACAUUGGAACUCUUCAAGUAAAUGACAUUUCUGGACAUCUAUAAUAAUAAUAAACUUUUUAUAUAUCUAA
Molecule: messenger RNA, 2873 nt
Organism: Gasterosteus aculeatus aculeatus (three-spined stickleback)
Lineage: Eukaryota; Metazoa; Chordata; Actinopteri; Perciformes; Gasterosteidae
Gene: creb3l3l
Product: cAMP responsive element binding protein 3-like 3 like
Biological process (GO): regulation of transcription by RNA polymerase II
Cellular component (GO): nucleus
Molecular function (GO): RNA polymerase II cis-regulatory region sequence-specific DNA binding; DNA-binding transcription factor activity, RNA polymerase II-specific
Source: RefSeq, a predicted model, not a curated record